Debaryomyces hansenii CBS767 is the source of this 1137-nucleotide messenger RNA. It is a transcript of the gene ARC40, whose product is annotated as Arc40p. Gene Ontology annotation, molecular function: actin filament binding. The transcript has a single exon. NCBI's taxonomy places the organism in Eukaryota, Fungi, Ascomycota, Pichiomycetes, Serinales, Debaryomycetaceae. Gene Ontology annotation, biological process: Arp2/3 complex-mediated actin nucleation. The record is from RefSeq and is a predicted model, not a curated record. Gene Ontology annotation, cellular component: Arp2/3 protein complex; actin cytoskeleton. Bases 1 to 1137 code for a protein of 378 amino acids.
AUGUCAUCACCAAUAGUUUACCAAUUAGGACACGAAUCGAUUAAGGACCAUGUCUUUUCUCCAGAUCGUCAAAUAUUGGCAAUUACCAAGCUGAAUACUGUCGAGAUCUACCAAACAUCGUCCAAUUCAUCAAGCAAGCCAAAAUUAAUCACUACAUUGAAGGGUCACGAUAAGACAGUCACUUCUGUGGAUAUUUCUCCAGAUGGAUCCAAAAUUUUGACCUGCUCUCAGGACAGAAAUGCGUUGGUCUGGAAAUAUGAUCAAGCCGAGCAGGAAUACAAGCCUACGUUAGUUUUAUUACGUAUAAGCAGGGCAGCUACUGUUUGUAGAUGGUCUCCUUUAGGUAACAAGUUUGCAGUUGGAUCAUCCGAUAGAAUUAUCGCUGUCUGUUACUACGAGCCGGAAAAUGAUUGGUGGGUAUCCAAGCACUUGAAAAAGCCAUUGAAAUCUACGAUCACCAGCUUGGACUGGCACCCAAAUAACAUCUUGUUGGCCAGUGGUUCAACUGAUGGACAUACGAGAGUAUUUUCCACUUAUAUUAAGGGAUUAGAUGAAAAACCCGAACCUUCAGUUUGGGGUUCGAAAUUGCCAUUCCAAACGUUAUGUGGUGAUUUUAUCAAUGAAACUGGUGCCUGGAUUCAUGAUGUUUCGUUUGAUCCUUCUGGUAAUUCUUUAGCUUUUGUUUCUCAUGACUCGUCUCUUACAGUUGUGUAUCCAGAAGGUGAAGGUUUACCACCUAGAGCUAUUCUUAAUGUCAAGACGAACUAUUUACCAUUCAAGUCAUUGGUCUUCUCAAGCGAAAACAGAAUUCUUGUAGGUGGCCACAACUGUAACUUGAUUGCUUUUGAAGGAAAUGAAAGUGGAUGGAAAGAGGCUUUCAAGGUUGAAAAACAGAAGGAUUUAAUCAAGGACACAACCGUCCCAGAGGACGAAGAAGAAGAGAUUUCAUCUCAUGAUGCACUUAACAUGUUUAAGCAAUUAGACUUGAAAGGUAGAGUUAACAAGCCUAGUGCAAAAGGUGCCGGUAAAGUUUUAAGUACCAUCCACCAGAAUACUAUCGCAAGUAUCAAGACAUACAGUAACAACCAAAUCAGUACCUCGGGUAUCGAUGGGAAGAUUGUUAUUUUCACUAUCUAA